Molecule: messenger RNA, 882 nt
Organism: Trichoderma gamsii
Lineage: Eukaryota; Fungi; Ascomycota; Sordariomycetes; Hypocreales; Hypocreaceae
Exons: 3
Coding region: 1-882 (293 amino acids)
Biological process (GO): protein import into mitochondrial intermembrane space
Cellular component (GO): mitochondrial intermembrane space
Molecular function (GO): protein-disulfide reductase activity
Source: RefSeq, a predicted model, not a curated record
AUGUAUCGUACAGCACUAAGAAACGCCUCACGGCCUGCUGCCAGCACUUUGCGCACCGCCGCUAUCCGGACGGCCCCUCGGCGAUUUGCCUCAACUGCUCCCGCGGAUAGGUCUCGAUCAUGGAAGAGCUCUGCACUUCGAUGGGGUUUGGCGGUUGCCGGUGUUUACUACUACAACACAAGCUCCGUAUUCGCGGAUGAGGUCGAGGCUCACGCCCUGCCUAUUCCCGCCCCGUAUACCGAAAACGAGCUGCCCACCGUCGAUGCAUUGAUCGAGAAGAAGCGAAAGGAUGUUAGCCCCAAGACUGCCGAGCCGGCUCCCGCCAAGACAGAGGCCGUCAAGACCGACGACAAGUCAGAGGCUCCCGCCCAGAGCGCUGUUGGCUUUGGCGGAUCUCCCGAUGCCCUGGAAGAGGAGGCUAGCCAGGAGGGAGCCUUCAAUCCCGAAACUGGAGAAAUCAACUGGGACUGCCCCUGCCUGGGUGGCAUGGCGCAUGGUCCUUGCGGAGAGGAGUUCAAGACUGCCUUUAGCUGCUUUGUCUACUCUACCGAGGAGCCCAAGGGCAUGGACUGCAUUGACAAGUUCCAGGGCAUGCAAGAGUGUUUCCGACAGUACCCCGAAAUUUACGGCUCCGAGCUUGAAGACGAAGAAGCUGAGGCCGAAGCUGGUGACGCCGCGGCUGCUGCUGCUCCCGCCGCCAAGGCUGCACCCUCCGAAGUCCCCGCCGCACCCGUUGAUGAAGAAGACCGACAACAACUCCGAGAAGCCAAACUUGCUCAGGGCCGUCACUCUGAUGCCGCUGAGACAGACAACCUGCCUGGCGUCAAGCUGGUGGAGAGCUCAGUCCCCAGAGUAGCCAGCGAACAGAAGGAGCAGAAAUAA